AAUGUGGCCCGGCAUCGUGUGCAGGGCAAAGCCUGUGAGAGUCAGCACAGGCCAGAGAGGGAGCAGAGAAACCAGCCAGCGGAGAAAGUGGGUAACUCCAUUAAUUGUCAGGGAACUCACCAGGACCUCCUGGAAACCACAGCCCAGCCGAGAAUACCCACAGGAGAGAGAAAAAACACAUGCACUGAGUGUGGAAAACAUUUCACUAGCCACUCAGGCCUUUUAAAACAUGAGAGAAUCCACACUGGAGAGAGGCCCUAUGGAUGCAGUGUGUGUGGGAAAAGCUUCAGUCAGAGCAUUCACCUUAUUCGACAUCACAGGAUCCACACAGGAGAAAGACCCCAUGAAUGCAGUGAGUGCGGGAAAACCUUCAGUAGUUCAGCUCUAAUUACACAUCAGAGGAUCCACACUGGAGUGAGACCCUAUGAAUGCCAUGAAUGCGGGAAAAAAUUCAAUGUCAAGACAGCCCUUAAUACACAUCAGAGGAUCCACACAGGAGAGCGCCCCUAUGAGUGCUGUGAGUGUGGGAAACUGUUCAGGCAGAAAUCAACCCUAAUUACACAUCAGGCAAGGCAUACAGGAGAGAGACCCUAUCAGUGCUGUGAGUGCGGGAAAGGCUUCAGUGUGAGCUCAGACCUCAUUGUACAUCAGAGAAUUCACACGGGAGAGAGACCUUAUAGAUGCUGUGAGUUUCAUCCAGGGCCCACCCCUUACAAGACAGCAGGGUGUUCACAGGACCGCGACGCAGCGUAG
Molecule: messenger RNA, 753 nt
Organism: Malaclemys terrapin pileata
Lineage: Eukaryota; Metazoa; Chordata; Testudines; Emydidae
Product: zinc finger protein 3-like
Exons: 2
Biological process (GO): regulation of transcription by RNA polymerase II
Molecular function (GO): RNA polymerase II cis-regulatory region sequence-specific DNA binding; DNA-binding transcription factor activity, RNA polymerase II-specific
Source: RefSeq, a predicted model, not a curated record